UCAUGUAUAAGUAUGUAAACGAAAUACUGUCACCACAAAUUUGUUUGUCGUUUGUAGCCAAAUUUACACAAAUCUUUCGUAUUUUAGCAAUUCAACAGAGAAAAAAUACAACACACCAUUACGAGAAGAAGCCGAAGAAGAAGUCACUUAGGGACAAUGUCAACUCCCAAUUUGUUACUAAGCAAUGGCACAAGUAUUCCAAUGGUGGGCCUGGGGACAUGGCGUAGCUCACCGGAGGUGGUCACACAGGCUGUCAAGGAUGCCAUAGAUAUAGGAUAUCGUCAUUUCGACUGUGCCUACAUAUAUGGCAAUGAGGCACAAGUGGGUGCAGCAAUUCGGGACAAAAUUGAAGAGAAAGUGGUGACACGUGAAAAAUUGUUUAUUACGAGUAAAUUGUGGAACACAUUUCACAAACCAGAAAUGGUACGAUCUGCCUGUAAGGAAAGCUUGCGAAAUCUUGGCCUCAACUAUCUAGAUCUCUAUUUAAUGCAUUGGCCCAUGGCCUAUAAAUCUGGUGAAAGUCUAUAUCCAACAUGCCCGGAUACUGGCAAAGCUGCCUUCGAGGACAUCGACUAUGUGGACACCUGGAAGGCCAUGGAGGAAUUGGUCGAUGCUGGCCUCUGUCGUGGGAUUGGUGUCUCCAACUUCAAUGCACAGCAAAUCAAUCGAUUGCUUGACGUGGCCAAAAUAAAGCCGGUUAUUCUUCAAAUCGAAUGCCAUCCGUAUUUGCAGCAAAAGCCACUUAUCACCCUGUGCUAUGACAAUGACAUAACUGUGACUGCCUACAGUUCCCUUGGCUCGGGACACACACCGUACGAGAAGCCCGGCUCUUAUCCGUUACUCAAGAAUCCGGUUAUCCUUGCCAUUGCCGAGAAAUACAAUCGAACUCCGGCACAAAUAUUAUUGCGAUAUCAAACUCAAAUGGGCAUUGUUGUCAUCCCACGAUCGGUUAGCAAGCAGCAUAUGUAUGACAAUUUCAUAACGAUCUGGGAUUUCGGUCUAACCAUUGAUGAUCUCGCGGCAAUUGAUGAUUUAGACUGCAAGGGACGUUUUAUGACCAUGAAGGCGGCCUAUGGACAUCCCCAUCAUCCCUUUGAUAUAAAUCGCCGGGAGACAGCUCAGGAUUAGAGUUCAAUGGAUGAUUCUAUUUAUAAGAAUGUGUACUUGUAUUCAUAUAUUCUAAAAAUAAAUGUGACAGUUGUCUAAUGUUGUAAUGGACAAAAUAUGUCAUAACUAUA
This is a messenger RNA of Drosophila willistoni, 1238 nucleotides long. RefSeq names its product 1,5-anhydro-D-fructose reductase. Gene Ontology annotation, molecular function: aldose reductase (NADPH) activity. Lineage: Eukaryota; Metazoa; Arthropoda; Insecta; Diptera; Drosophilidae. The record is from RefSeq and is a predicted model, not a curated record. Gene Ontology annotation, cellular component: cytosol. The coding region runs from base 157 to 1128 and encodes 323 amino acids. The transcript is spliced from 4 exons.